Styela clava is the source of this 3249-nucleotide messenger RNA. Lineage: Eukaryota; Metazoa; Chordata; Ascidiacea; Stolidobranchia; Styelidae. The record is from RefSeq and is a predicted model, not a curated record.
GCUCAGCUGAUUCCCAGAUUACGUUAAAAUCUAGAAGAUGGCGACUGCUGCGCCUUUACGGCCUCCACAGGGAAGUACACAUUCGUCCACGAGUUCGUCAUCGCCCAGCGUUCAUCGUAGAAUGCUUAAUCGAUCUGGUGUUAGUUGGACGGAUGAUUUACCAGUCUGUAAUUUGUCGGAUAUUGGAAUAGCUCCGAACGUUGUCUAUCUUCAGGAUGGUAAAACAAUGGAAGCUCAUCAGUAUGCCGACUUCUCUUUCAAUUUCAGGUCCGAUCACAACUGCUACCUCUAUGGAUUAUUUGACGGACACGACGGAGUAAAAGCCUCACAGUUUGCUGCAUCUCGACUUCCAGCGGAAUUAUUACUCGGACAAAUAAACCCAAACUAUAAUCCACCAGAUUCAUCAAUACGAAAAGUUUUAUAUCAAGCAUUUAGUAUUGUAGAAAGAGGCUUCUUUGAGUCUAUAGACGAUGCUCUUGCCAAAAAGACCUAUUUACAAUCUCAGAUUGACGAUCGGAUGCCAAUCGAAGCCGCUGCUAAAAGAUAUCCAGAUAUUUUCAAAAGAAUGAAAAACCUUGAUAAUGAGAUUAAAGGUGGAACGACAGCAGUGGUCGCCCUUAUUAUAAAUAACAAAUUAUUUGUCGCAAACGUCGGGGAAUGUCGAGCUUUACUUUGCCAACUUAACUCAAAGACUAAUCAUGUAGAGGUUCAACAAAUAAGUGUUGAUCAUAACCUGUAUCAAGCGCAAGAACAGGCAAGGUUAAAAAUGUUGGGAUUGAAUGUGGAGAAACUGCAAAAUAGAGGGAAAUUAGGUGUAAAUGAAUGUACUCGUUGUAUCGGUGAUUAUUCUGUAAAAGGCGGAUACAAAGAGAUUGAAUAUCUACGAGAUGCCACAAGUGAACCUUCUAUUUCCGAACCCUCAAUUACAGAAGGAAUUAUAAUAGAUGAAUAUCCAGGUUCUUUUCUAAUCCUCAUGUCAGACGAUUUAUACAAAUCUGUUCAGAAAUGUGCGAAGAACGUCGACCCCAAUGACUACAUUGCACAACUUACUUCAACAGAAAUAUUGAAACGUCAGUCUAUUGAAGGUGUGGCAGAGCAAGUCGUUGAAAAGAUUGCGUACAUGCACAAGUACUCUUAUGGAAAACAACCUAUGAUGUGUAGAGGAGACAUGACAUUGAUUGUACGAAACUUUACUCAUCCUGUCGGUACUACAACUCACCCUGUUGUCACACAUAAUAGUGAAACAUUCAAUGAUUUUCCGAUCACAGUUUCAGUACCUUAUUCCUACGCUGGGAUUCCGACGUGUGAGCGGCCAAACAUCAAACUAGUUAUGCCAAGCGCAGGAAUUUAUUCAACUCCUCACAAAGGAAUGGGGUCCUAUUCAUCAAGUACCCCGUCUGAUGACACGCCCACUAAUCUGAUUGGUGGGUCAACAUCUGGGAUCGAUACCGGAACGACAGAAGCUUUAUCAGGACCUCGGACAUCGAGUCGAACCCAUAGUUUAUUACUCGCAGAAGAUGACAGGGCUGAUGACUUCAAUGAAGAAGAUUUUUUUAGGCCUGACCAAAGUGAAAGUAUGGAAUUAGACACUGACGGCCGGGUCGUGUCGUACAUCAAAUUUGAUAGUUUUUAUAAAGAGUGGAACCGGCAUAACACAAACAAUUCUAAUGUAAAAAGUAGGGUAGCUUGGAUGAAUAAAAGGUGACAGAAUCCUGGUUAAUCAAGUGGAACAAAAUUCCGAACCGAAAGUGGUGGAGCUGAACCAAGGGUGUGAAACAGAUAAAAAUGCGGACGAUGCGUGACGUUGCGGUAUUGGCACAUUCCCUUUUAGUUGAAAUUAUUCUGUAAGAUCGCACUUCAUUGAGUUUUGAACUGAUAGAUUUCUGACUUUGCAGCAGAAUAAACAAUUCCUGGAGGUCUUUGUACUCAUCAGUGGGUUGUUGUUAUCUAUGUCAUUCCACUUCAUCAUGAAUCUGACUUAUAAUCAUUGAAGUGUGACAUUGCAGCAUUGCCACUCUUGAUUAGAAUUAAAUUAUUUUGACAAUUAAUGCUUCAGUAAUCUUUACUCCUCAGAAAUGUCAGAAUUCACAACGAAGCAUGCAGUUGCAGCAUUACACUAUUAAAAUGAAUUUAAUUAUGUCCAGUGAUGCUUUAUUGGUGAUUUCAUCGGGCGAAUUCACAAUAAACUUGAAGUGUAACCUACUAGCAUGAAUACCCUUCAGGAAUGAAAUUAUCCACACUAUUUAUGCACCAUUGCUUGGCAUCAAGCCUCAAUUUUACAUUAUUUCAAUACGAGUGUGACCUUACAGCAGGAGUCGGCAACCUACCGCGGUAAUACAAUCCGCCCCACAACGCUUCACUGAAUUAUAGUUACAGAACAGCUGUUUUGACGAUUAUAUAUUCUUUACGUAACAGAAUUGACGCGUGUAGACUAAAUUUUAUUAUAAUCUAACAUAGAUAAAAUUCACAAUUACUUGUUUAAUUAGCCUAUGAUUUAAUUAUAAUUUGACAAAUGGCAACAAAACGCAAAAAGUUGAUGCUAAUUGCAAAGCGUUCAAUGGUGCCGAAAGUCUUCGAAAGGAUUUUUUCGAGAUGCAAUGCAAUGUCACUGCUUAAUUUUUAUUAUAAAAAGUAUCAUCCGUUCGGUUUUCAACUUUCUAAAAAAUGUGCGGCCCGCAAAUGACUUGCAACCCUUAUUUUAGCCCGCCAGCGACAAAAGGUUGCCGACCCCUGCCAUACAGCAAUGUAGGUACUCUUUUAAGAUUAAAAUAUUCCGACCAGUUAUGCUUCAUUAGUUCCUGUUCAUUGUGCGGAUCCAUUGAAAUCAGUAACUAUUGCAUUCCAAUUAUUUUUUUUUUUACGAUACCAAAGACUAAAGGCUAAUUAAAAAUAUAUUUGCGCGUCAAAUCAGGGAAAAUCUACACUAGAUCCAUUUUCCGAGCCAUUCAAAAAACGACUCCAGCUCUUUGUUGACAAAUUUUUACUACAGCACUCAAAACAAAAACAAAAAUUUGGCGUAUGCUUGUCAUCUUUCAUUUUGGAAUACACGAAUUAGAAUAAUAACAAUUGUUUCUUAUGCUGAACAAGUUCUGAUAGUCGAACACCAAUUCGGAACGAUUUAUGUUCGGCUACAGAGGUGUCCCUGCAUUUAAACUAUAAUCUGUUUUUCAGAAGUACUGGCUCUAACAGCUUCAUUUUCAAGAUUAAAAAAUCUUUUUUGGGUCUUUUCACUACUCUUCCGGUUCACAA